This is a messenger RNA of Cynara cardunculus var. scolymus (artichoke), 3406 nucleotides long. RefSeq names its product protein SUPPRESSOR OF QUENCHING 1, chloroplastic. Bases 17 to 3205 code for a protein of 1062 amino acids. Gene Ontology annotation, molecular function: protein binding. The transcript has 28 exons. The record is from RefSeq and is a predicted model, not a curated record. Lineage: Eukaryota; Viridiplantae; Streptophyta; Magnoliopsida; Asterales; Asteraceae.
CACUCGCACAAACACAAUGGCCUUGAAGUUGUUGGCGAAUCCACUUCAUUCAGCUUCUUCUUCUCAAUCUCAAUCAAAGAUUCCGACCUUGUUAAGGAGCUUUAGAUCCUUCCAUAAGCAUAGUUUUCUUCUUCAAUGGCGGUCGAAAGUGAUUGUAAGUGGAAUCAGCAGUUCGGGAUUGAUGGUGAGGGCAACCGUAAAGGAAGACAUGAAUGUGGUGGAAAAAGGGGGAAGUGAUUGGGGGAAAGUGUCUGCAGUUUUGUUUGAUAUGGAUGGAGUUUUGUGCAACAGUGAAGAGUCGUCAAGGUUGGCUGCCGUUGAUGUGUUUGCUGAAAUGGGUGUUCAGGUUACUGUUGAAGAUUUUGUGCCAUUCAUGGGAACCGGUGAGGCAAAUUUUCUAGGUGGUGUUGCUUCUGUAAAGGGUGUUUCAGAUUUCAACCCUGAGGCAGCUAAGAAGCGGUUUUUUGAGAUAUAUCUAGAUAAGUAUGCAAAACCAAAUUCUGGAAUAGGUUUUCCUGGUGCUCUUGAGCUUAUCACUCAGUGUAAAAACAGUGGCCUCAAAGUAGCAGUUGCAUCUAGUGCUGACAGAAUCAAAGUCGAUGCAAACUUAGCUGCUGCUGGGUUAUCAUUGACAAUGUUUGAUGCUAUUGUGUCUGCUGAUGCUUUUGAAAACCUGAAGCCUGCUCCUGACAUAUUCAUAGCUGCUUCAAAAAUUUUGAAUGUCCCACCAAGUGAGUGUAUUGUAAUUGAAGAUGCAUUAGCUGGUGUGCAAGCUGCCAAAGCUGCACAAAUGAGAAGCAUAGCUGUGACAACAACAUUAUCUGAAGAUGCCUUAAAGGAAGCUGAACCAUCGCUAAUCAGAAAGGAUAUAGGAAAUAUUUCACUUCAAGAUAUUCUUGGUGGUGGCUCUAGUUACCAGGGUGGGUCUUUCCAAGAAGCAUAUUCUACUAAUGACAGUGUCUUCUCUGUUGGCGGGUUGCAGGGUUCUCGCCGACAAAUAUUGAGAUAUGGAAGCUUGGGAAUUGCAUUAUCUUGUCUUUAUUUUACCUUUUCAAACUUGAAGGCUAUGCAAUAUGCAUCUCCGAAGGCUAUAUGGAACUUGUUGUUUAAAGGAAACAGCCCACCCUUCGGACAGAGUGAAGAUGCAACACGCUCAUCAAGAAUCCAACAAUUUAUUAAUUAUAUAUCAGAUGUAGAAAGCAAGGGAAGCACGACGAUCGUUCCAGAGUUUCCGGCUAAACUUGAUUGGCUAAACACAACUCCGCUUCAGCUACGUAGGGAUUUGAAAGGAAAGGUGGUUCUGCUCGACUUUUGGACCUAUUGUUGUAUAAAUUGUAUGCAUGUGCUCCCUGAUUUGGAGUUUUUGGAGAAAAAGUACAAAGAUAUGCCGUUCACUGUCGUUGGAGUGCACUCUGCAAAGUUUGAUAACGAGAAAGACUUGGAAGCUAUUAGGAAUGCUGUACUGCGUUACGGAAUAACUCAUCCGGUUGUUAAUGAUGGAGAUAUGUAUAUGUGGCGAGAGUUGGGUAUAAAUUCGUGGCCGACAUUUGCUAUUAUUGGACCAACGGGUAAGCUCCUUGCACAGCUAGCAGGUGAAGGUCGACGCAAGGAUCUCGAUGAUUUGGUGGAGGCAGCUUUGAUAUUUUAUGGUAGAAGAAAGUCCUUGGACACCACACCAAUUCCUUUGAGCUUGGAGAAGGAUAAUGAUCCUCGACUGUUAAAGUCACCAUUGAAGUUUCCUGGUAAAUUGGCAGUCGAUGUCUUCAACAAACGGCUGUUCAUUUCAGACAGUAACCAUAACCGAAUAGUGGUAACUGAUCUAGAUGGGAACUUUCUAGUUCAAGUUGGGAGCUCGGGAGAAGAAGGUCUACGUGAUGGGAACUUUGACACUGCAAUGUUCAACCGCCCUCAGGGUCUGGCGUACAAUGCCACAAAGAACUUACUAUAUGUUGCAGAUACUGAGAACCAUGCUUUGAGGGUGAUUGAUUUUGUGAACGAGGUUGUGGAAACUCUAGCUGGAAAUGGCACCAAAGGUUCCGACUAUAAAGGGGGAGGGAAAGGAACCAGUCAGCUUCUGAAUUCUCCUUGGGAUGUUUGCUUUGAGCCUGUAAAUCAGACUGUGUACAUUGCAAUGGCUGGCCAACAUCAAAUCUGGGAGCAUAGUACACUAGAUGGGGUUACAAAAGCUUUCAGUGGUGAUGGUUAUGAAAGAAACUUAAAUGGUUCAAGCUCUUCCACAACAUCGUUUGCACAGCCAUCUGGACUUUCAUUAUCACAGGAUGUGAAAGAGGCAUAUAUUGCUGAUAGUGAGAGUAGCUCCAUUCGAGCACUCAAUCUUACAACGGGAGGAUCAAGACUACUAGUUGGAGGUGAUCCCGUAUUUUCAGACAAUUUGUUCAAGUUUGGAGAUCAUGACGGAAUUGGCUUUGAAGUGCUUCUUCAACACCCGUUGGGCGUCUUAUGUGGAAAGGAUGGUAAAAUCUAUGUGGCAGAUUCUUAUAACCACAAGAUCAAAAAGCUAGACCCAGCUACUAAAAAGGUGAGUACAUUAGCAGGCACUGGGAAAGCUGGCUUUAAGGAUGGAGCAGCUUCAUCAGCUCAGCUGUCAGAACCAGCAGGAAUUGUUGAAGCUGAUCAAGGGAGACUAUUCAUAGCUGAUACGAAUAACAGUUUAAUUAGAUAUUUGGACCUCAACAAAGAAAAUGCAGAACUUGUUACUCUUGAGCUAAAAGGAGUUCAGCCUCCUGCACCAAAGUCUAGAUCUCCAAGGCGCCUUAGAAGACGAACUUCAGCUGACACAGAAACAAUCGUGGUUGAUGGCGUUUCAUCCAAUGAGGGUAACCUAAUUCUUUCAAUAUCGGUGCCAGAAGGGUAUCAUUUCUCAAAUGAAGCACGAUCCAAAUUCAGUGUUGAAAUUGAACCUGAAGAUGCAGCAGUUGUCGAUCCCUUGGAUGGGAAUCUCAGUCCAGAUGGAACUGCAAUUUUACAUUUUAGAAGAUCCGCUCCUUCAGCGACCUUGAGUAGGGUUAAUUGUAAGGUAUACUACUGCAAAGAAGAUGAGGUUUGUUUAUAUCAAUCUCUUGUUUUCGAAGUACCUUUCCGAGAGGUAUCAGCGGAAAUUAAGGCCCCACAAGAAAUCAAACUGCCUUUUGUUGUGAAACCGAAAUCAUCAGAAGGAAGUUUACAGCUGCCGGUUGCUCAAUGAUCCAAACAUGGGAAACUGAUGUAAGUUUCUUUCGUUCGACACUCUGUUACUGCUGUAUACAAGAAAUCUGAAUUCAUUUCAUUUCUCUUAAGCAAGUUGAUGUUUUGCAUAUAUAUAUAUAUAUAUUAUAUGUAUAUAAAUGAUCUCAAUGUAUAGAAUCAUGUAAGAAGUAUAUCUGCUGCUUCUUGGCAUGCAUCAGAU